This is a messenger RNA of Monodelphis domestica (gray short-tailed opossum), 3025 nucleotides long. It is a transcript of the gene SCCPDH, whose product is annotated as saccharopine dehydrogenase (putative). The record is from RefSeq and is a predicted model, not a curated record. Gene Ontology annotation, biological process: glycolipid biosynthetic process. Gene Ontology annotation, cellular component: plasma membrane; lipid droplet; mitochondrion. Lineage: Eukaryota; Metazoa; Chordata; Mammalia; Didelphimorphia; Didelphidae.
GAGGGAUGACCAGCCCUAGCUCUCGAGGACUCUAGUCCCAGGGGCAGUGCAGGGAGGCGAAAGAAGGCGGGGCCACAAACCAAACCAUCGCCACCACGCGGUAUCCGAGAUAAGGCGGCCGCCUCUUUGACUACACCCACGUCAAAAGCCGUCGCGGUCAGGGCUCGCGCCUGGGGGCGGGGGCGGGUCUACGGCGCAGGCGCAGUCUGUCCUGCCAGAACUGUGCUGCCUGCUCCAUUACUUGCUAGUCAUGGAGACCGAAAAGAGGCCAUAUCACUUGGUGGUCUUUGGAGCCUCCGGCUUCACCGGCCAGUUCGUGGCCGAAGAGGUAGCCCGGCAGCAGAUGAGCCCGGUGUUCCGAGGCUCCUCGCUACCCUGGGCUGUGGCCGGUCGGAGUCGGGAAAAGCUGGUGCAGGUGUUGAAGAAGGCAGCGGAGAAAUUGGGAAGACCAACACUCCCAGCUGAAGUUGAUAUAAUAACCUGUGAUAUCCUUAAUCCAGCAUCUCUUGAUGAAAUGGCUAAACAAGCAGUUAUUGUUCUCAAUUGUGUAGGACCAUAUCGCUUUUAUGGAGAACCUGUGGUCAGAGCAUGUGUUGAAAAUGGAGCUAGCUGUAUUGACAUUUGUGGGGAACCACAGUUUCUGGAAGAAAUGUAUUGGAAAUAUCAUGAAAAAGCUGCAGAGAAAGGGCUGUAUAUCAUUGGAAGCAGUGGUUUUGAUUCCAUUCCAGCUGAUCUUGGUGUAUUAUUUACCAGAAAUAAGUUGAAAGGUACUUUGACUGCUGUUGAAAGUUUCCUGAAAGUAAAUUCAGGACCUGAGGGAAUGUGUAUUCAUGAUGGCACUUGGAAGUCAGCUGUUCAUGGUUUUGGUGACCAGAAGCGUUUAAAAAGCCUACGAAAACAGUCAAAUAUGAAACCUCUUCCAGUUGUUGGUGCAAAAUUGAAAAGAAGAUGGCCUGUUUCUUACUGUAGUGAACUGCAUGAAUAUUCUAUUCCAUUCAUGGGAGCUGAUGCCUCCGUUGUGAAACGGACACAACGGUUCUUGUAUGAAAACUUGCAGGAAACACCAGUACAGUAUGCUGCCUAUGUAAAUGUGGGAGGCCUCACUUCUAUUAUCAAGCUGAUGUUUGCAGGACUUUUCUUUUUAUUCUUUGUGAAGUUUAACUUCGGAAGACAGCUUCUGGUAAAAUUUCCAUGGUUUUUCUCCUUUGGGUAUUUCUCAGAACAAGGACCAACACAAAAACAGAUGGAUGAUUCCUCAUUUACAUUUACAUUCUUUGGUCAAGGAUAUAGCCAGGACCAUACUACAAAACAUGGCAAACCUAAUAUUAAAAUUUGCACCCAAGUGAAAGGACCAGAGCCUGGCUAUGUGGCUACACCCAUAGCAAUGGUUCAAGCAGCUGUGACUCUUUUAAAAGAUACUUCUGAUCUUCCUAAGGGAGGUGGCGUCUUUACCCCGGGAGCCGCUUUCUCCAAAACCAAGCUGAUUGAAAGACUCAAUGAUUGUGGCAUUGAAUUUAGUGUCAUUAGCAGCUCUGAAGUAUAAAAAUUAUAAAUAUUUGCAAAAGUGAUAAAAUUGCAUGAGUUAACAGCUUCACUAUUUGAUGCUAAUUUAAAUUCUUAAGAUAAUUUGAUGUGAUCAGGGCAGAAAGGCUUUCAUAAAAACUAGUUUGUACCAGACCAGGUACACACAUUUAUUUGCUUAGUUCUUAACUGAUUUCAUUGCUUGUCACUAAAGUACUUAAAAUAUUUCCUUUGGUUCAAUGGGAAGUGUGCCUGCUCAGGUGGGAAGAGUGAUCUCUGCAACCCAGAAGGCAGCUUUCCAGGGAGUUUUGCUGCUGCUUGUAUGUGCCUUUGCUAUUUGAGCUUGGUUCUCAUCACCCUCUAACCAGCUUGGGGCAUUUAAUGAUUGAAGAAUAAGUACAGAUGCUGUCUAGAUAAUGAAUGUCUGUGUGUGUCUUGGCCUGCCUCUCAUAUUUCCACACAAGUAGAACUGAAUGUGCUUCUCAUGCCCCAACUUAGCUGUUAAUAAUAGCUAGUGACCGAGUCAUCUUCUGGAUGUAUUUGUAAAGACUAUACAUCAGUAUGCUGAUGCAGAUUUUCCUUGAUUGUAGUGCCCCAAAUACGUUUUUUCCUCAUUCACAUUGACUUUUAGGUCAAAACUGGGUUCUCUGUUGAAGUGUAUUGUCCCUCACCAAAACUAUGCGUGUGUUUUUAAAAACACUCAAGUGCCAUUUGGCCUUGGAGUCUAUUCUAAAGAUGGGAAACAUCUUUGUGUCCGUGAUGUCUGGCCCUGGUGAAGGCACCUCUCUGGCAUGAAGUUGCAUUCACUUGCAGGAUGUGAGGGACAGACAAAUCCAUUUUGGUUUGUGUGUCUGUUAGUUGCUUUGAAUAUGUUCUAGUAUUGGCUUUUAAGACCAAACACUUAUCAUGCUAUCUUGUUCAGAAUUAAAGUCUGAAUACAUAUAAAAAAGAAUAGUCUUCUUAAAUGUCCUCAGUGUAGUCACUGAAAAUAGCUUUUGCUUUUUAUAAGUUUCUAUAGCUAAUUAUACAAAUGAUGUACAUAAAACUUGGUUUAAAUAAUAGCAUAUAAAUAAAAAAUUUAGGGUUUUAAGUCAUUUACAGUUUGUUCUCUAAAACCUACAGAUUUCAUUUUCAAACUACAGAAAAUGUUUUGAUCAGUAACUAGUCUUAUUUAACCUCUUUUAUGAAACUUAAAUAUUUAGUAAGCCAGUGUUAAUGUUUUCUUAUCUUCCUAGGAAUUUGAAAUCUACAAUUCAGCUGAUAGGUGUAAUUAAUAAGCUAAUCAAAGUGAAUUUUAAAUGUUUUAUGGGAAGCUGGAGCCUCGAUAUUUGGUAUGCACUAAACUCUCUCUCUUCUUCUUAACUAUAAGAGCAACAUCAUUUUUCAAUUUCCAUAGGCUGUCUUCAAGUAGUUCACCAAUGUCCUUUAAGAGAUGUGACUGUCUUUGUGUAAAAGGACGUAACAUUUGAUCAUCAUCCUGAAAAAUAAAUGAACCAAAAUGUAA